Molecule: messenger RNA, 1231 nt
Organism: Musa acuminata subsp. malaccensis (wild Malaysian banana)
Lineage: Eukaryota; Viridiplantae; Streptophyta; Magnoliopsida; Zingiberales; Musaceae
Product: probable transcription factor At4g00390
Biological process (GO): regulation of DNA-templated transcription
Cellular component (GO): nucleus
Source: RefSeq, a predicted model, not a curated record
GACGGUCGUGACCUGUUUGGGAUGUGUCACGAGCGCUCCGAAUGCCUACCUUGACGCCCCCAAAUUCUCUCGCUCCUCCUCCGCCCGAUCCGCGACCGUCAACCACGGAGGACUCACCGUCGACCAACGGCGGCCCCGGUGGCUGCUCGGCCCCCCUGAAUCCUUCCUCCUCGAAGCCCAUCCCGGGACCCGACGAGCCGGCCUCCGCCGCGGCGGCCAUGUCCAGGCGGAGCGGGCGGAAGAGGAAGCCCCGCGAGUUUGGCGGGCGGAGCCCCUCCGGCCUCCGGCAGAUGAAGGUGUGGUCGGAGCCCGACGAGGUCGCGCUCCUCGAAGGCGCCCUUGCCUUUCGCUCCCGUACCGGCGCCCUUCCCAAGCAGCCCACCAUGUCCGCCUUUUUCGCUUCCAUCAAGACCUCCAUCGCCACCCACCUCACCCCCGAGCAGGUCGGUUACAAGCUCAAGCGCCUCAAGAGCAAGUUCGUCCACUCUUCCGCCGCUGGUUCCUCCGCCGUUGUCACCGCCCACGACCGGCGCAUCUGCGAGCUGUCCGCCGAGAUAUGGGGCGAGGAGGCCAAGCAGGCCGAUGGGGACGCCGAGGAGGACGGAAACGGGGACGUGGCCCCCGCUGCCACCGAGGAGGAUGAUGAUGCGGGAAGGGAGGAUGAUAAGUAUCCGUUCAUCAGGGAAGCCGUGGCGGAGUACGGGCGGUGCUUGUCGGGCGUGCUCUUGGAGAAGAAACUGAAGCUAAUCGAUGAUUCCAAGGGGAAGUUGCUGGAGGAGAAAUUGAGGAAGCAGUGCGAGGCCGAGAUGGAGUUGUGGGCGAAGCGCCUCGAUUUGUUGAAGGAGAUAUCUGAGCUUCUGAUGGAUGCCCACAAGAGCUGAGGACUGUAGCUUACAUUUCAGGUUGAUUACCUUCUAACAUAUUGCAUAGUUCUCUUUUAGCUUAGUUAGAGCUUAGAAUAUUGUUGUAAGUGCUACUUCUUUUGGUCACUCAUGUUGAUCAUAGUGUUCUAACUAGGGAUAAGUGUAGUAGCUUAUAUUUCAGGUUAAUUACCUUUAACGUAUUGCAUAGUUCUUCUUUAGUUUAGUUAGAACUUAGAACAUUGUUGUAAGUGCUGCUUAGUCACUCAUGUUGAUCAUAGUGUUCUAGCUAGUGUGUUCUAGCGAAGUAUUGUGUGAAUUAUUAAGUUACUGCAGUAUUUAUUAAUGACAAGUAUCUGUUUUACUUUGCA